CCACUCUGUUGAUCAAUCCAAUUUGUGGUUUGACUGACAACCAUGACAGAUGACUUUAUAUAGCAUUUUUAUUAUAAGUUUUAUAUUAUUUUACUCGAAUACAAUUGAAACUAUGAAGAAUAUUAAUUUGGCAACACAUUUGUAUUUAGAUACUAUUUUUCCAUCGGGCACAGGUCUCAUCUUCGUGUUCACUGUGAACAACUCAGCCGAAGAUGAUGCGAACGUUGAGCUAUCAGGAGACAGAUGCUGUCUCUCAAUUGGUUCAGAUAAUAAAUGUGAUCUUUUAGAAGUCAUUGGGACAUGCAUCGAAAGAAUUCCUAGAGGUACAGCCAAAACUAUGAGAUUGGUCGCUCCAAUAUUGGACCCUUUCGAAAGAGUCGGUCAUUGCUGGUUCAAUCUGGAUUCCAAAUCUUCUAGAAAAAGAAAAAAAACUAUGAGGAACCGACUAAAAAUAAACUUUGACACAAAAAUCGAUAAUAAAGACCAAGCUAUGAUUAUACCUAGGAAUGUUAGAAAUUGUGAUGAAAUAGAUGAAGACCCUUUGAAUGAUUGUCAGUUUGUUGAUUGUGAUACUUAUUAUAAUGGAAAGAAACCGUAUUUUAAUAAGAAAUCGAGAAAAUGCACCGAAACGCCCGAAUGUGUAUAUAACGACGAUGAAACUCAAAUGGUUUUGGAUACAGUAUCGAAUAAAUGUCUAGAAACGGAUCUGAAGAAAGAGGACUUGGAUUUCAUUAAACAUUUGAUUGACAUCAAACAGCGUACUUCAAAAGAUAUUAUUAUCAUUAAAAACCCAAACACGGCCACUACUCAUCGCACUUAUAAACCCAUCAAAUAUCAUGGUACUACAAAAUAUAAGAAUAUCUUUAAAUUACUCACGUUACCUACAGAGCAGACUGUGACACACAGAACAACGACAACAAAAGAUUUAGCAGACUAUCAUAUGAACGCUAAAGAUAAUCUAAAUUUAGUGCUACACGAAGCAUCAAUUAAACUUACUUGUUUAAAUAACUUAUUCAAAAGACUUUCGGUUCAUAUUCUAGCAUUUAUAAUUCUGGUACAGUGCUGUUGUAUAGUUGCAAUGAUAUGUCUCAUCCCAAAACCCUGCACGUGUGCCAAUAAGAAAGUUGUCAAAAAUUUCCUAAACUAUCGUCAAGAUGUUUCUGUGACUACUCCUCUAAUUGAUACAAGUAAUAUGGAUACAGAAACAACAAAUUAUACUAGUGAAUCUAAUGUAGAUAAAAAGAUACGCUGCUACAAAGCAUGUCAGAAAGAAGUCAAUGUACAAAUGAGUUUGUCCGAUGAUAUCCUAUCAAAAUGUAUUACAAGAAGAGAUUGGCACAGUAAACAUCUAAAAUAUACACCUGAUAAACACAAAACAAAGUCUGAUAUCUGUAAAAUACAAGAGAAAUCCGAACACGAAGAUGAUUCCAAUGUAGCUGAGGAAAAAGUGAAAAAUGUUGUUAACAACAAAGUGCUUAUAAAAAAAGAAACUGACAGUAAAGAGAGAGAGAGGAAAAGCGCCCUACGCAAAAGUAUAUUUCGGAAACUUGAAACGAAGAGUGAUUCGGGGGAGGGAUCACCGAAAUGCGGUUCUUCUGAAAAAGAGAUCUCAAGCCAUUUUUACACAGAGGAGCUUAAAGAUUCGUUCACGUGCACUGACAAUACCAAAAUUUGUGAAGGUUUUAAACCAAACGAUGCACAGAAACACGCGUAUUCGAUGUCCACGGAGAAGGGAGCUCAAGUUGAGUUUUCAAACGAUUCUAUCGACGAUUUUCUGUCUGAGAGAGGAAUGAUAUACGUAGCCGGAGAUAACAUGUCUAAAUUCUCAUUCUCAUCGUCGUCUGAAGCGAAGCCUACGUCACAUUCGACCGGAACAAGUAAGACGUCAAAAAACAAUCUUGUGAAGAAUAUUUUCUCGAUUUUCCGUAAGAAUUCUAAAGUUGGCCCUCUAUCGGAUCCUGGUGCUAAAAAAAGCGGGUUGAACGUUGAAUUACUACACAUGUCCCAUGCUUCAAUAUAUUCUUCAAGUAAUAAUGGUUCAGAGUAUUUCAGAUGUUUAAAGAAAAUGAAAGAUUCUAGAACGUCUUUGUAAUUUAGUUGUACUUUCAUAGAUUUAUUGAUUAGAUAAUUUUUAUUUUAAUUGCAACGGAUGCUUUUUUUUUAAAUUGAUUCGACCGAUUUUUUGCGUAGUCACACCAUACCGUCCCAUGGAAGUCGUGUGAAGCGGCUAAGAGACACAAAGCCUAGACAACUGAUAUGAAACAAUAGCAUUCCCAAGGAGGGUUGACGUCAAACAGGCGGCCGGUUGUAAAAUCACAAACAUUAGGUACAUAAAUGUUCAUCUGUUUGAUGUACCUAUACUGUACUGACCUGUGCGAGCCUGAUUCUCAAGCAAGCCGAAGAUUUUAUGCAAACGAUUCUUGUGUUCGAUUGAAUGCAGAAAUCUGUGAAUGCAGAAACUAUGUUAAAAUCUUCAACUUCAACAGAGAAAAUUAUGUUCUAUUGCAUGAGAAUUGGCCGCAUGAGCAUUUAUUUUCAGUUUCUGUCUGUUCUAAGCUCGUUCCUAUAUUCGUCUGGAUUGCACACACGACACAAGCCCACUGAGUAUUGCCAAUUUAUUAAAAAAAUAACUUACAACUACAAUAUUUUAUUGUGAAAUGCUAUAAAAUAUAAAUUUCGACAUUUUAUCGCAUUGAAAAAUAAAUUCGAUAAUCAGUAUUCUUCAAUACUAACGUGGCAAAACAUUUUCGAACAAUAUGAAAUUAUAUUUUGUAUUUUUACUUGUGAUUUCUCUGGUAUAUGCUUUGCCUAGACCACAAGAUGACCCACCACCCGAAGAAGGAGGUGAUGCUCCUGCACCACCCCCAGACGAUGUAAGUAGUAUUUUUAAACUAGAUACGAACACAGACAUAAGAAUUACAAAUGUAAUGUACUUACAUCUGUGCUACGAACUUUCAUAGUCCUGAUAAAGUUAAAACUGGGGUCCCGAAGCCGAAAAAAUAAUUGGUGACUUAUCGGCACGCCUCUUCGAGACAACAGGUGACCGCAGAGCUGGCAGCUUCCUGGCUCAAAUGAUCAGCGUUAUAAUUCAAAGAGGAAAACGCUGCUAGCAUUCUGGGCACUGUGUCUGGAGGAGACGUGUUACACGAAAUUUUUAGCUUGUGGAAUAUUAAAUUGUAACAAAUGAAUUGUAAUUCUAAAGUAAAUAUUAAAAAAAUAAAUAAAUAAAAAUAGAGAUGUUAAUAUUAGUUAAAAAAUAUUUUAUUAUCAUUUCCUACAAAAUGUCAUUAAAGUACAUUUUGCUGUAAUUGUUGGAUGAAAUGAAACGCAACCAACCAGUAGUAGUAUCUGUUUAUCUAUGACUGAAUGUCUAUUGCCAUCUGUCACUUUGUAGCGUUCGUUUUGCCGCCAAUAAAAUUUCAAGUUGUCCGAAAA
Plodia interpunctella (Indianmeal moth) is the source of this 3435-nucleotide messenger RNA. RefSeq lists its product as uncharacterized. Lineage: Eukaryota; Metazoa; Arthropoda; Insecta; Lepidoptera; Pyralidae. The coding region runs from base 50 to 2092 and encodes 680 amino acids. The transcript has 6 exons. The record is from RefSeq and is a predicted model, not a curated record.